AUGAUCGAAAAAGCAAUUGCUUAAAUUAUUUCAUAAAUUGUCUUUGGUUUUAAGUACUUACACAAGGUGAAAUAAAAGGAGCUAAAAUCAAAAUUAAUUAAUAAUAACAAUAUGUAACAAAAGUAAUUUUGUCAUGCUUUUUUUUUAUAGAGAGAUGAUGAAAUUUAAACAAGUAAUUAAAUAUUUGAUUUCACUGAAUAACUUAAUCACUCAUUGUUUUAAAUCAAAAUAAAAUAUUUGAAUUCGUUAAACAGUAGGGAGAAUGGUAUGAGUUUGUUGGCAAAUUAAUUAAACCUUAAAUCUCGUAAUUUAUCAAUGAUUACGAUUAAAUUUUAGAAAAGUAAUAUCUUUUCUUUAAUAUUAAGUUAUUCAAGUUAUGAUAGAUAUUUUCUGAUAUCAUUAAAAGCAUCAAAACAUUAAUAAAAUAUUUAUAUGGAAGUUGAAUAAUAGUAAUAGCCAGUUAGUAUUAGAGGACUUAAUCUUUCUAGAAUAUCUUAAUCGAGCAUAUAAAUGAAUGAUGAAGAAGAUUUCUACGGAGGCCAUUCAGGAAGGUCAAUAGAAUUGAGUAUAAGAGAAUGUCAGGAAGUGAAUGAAUUUAAAAAAAAAAGUCUCUAAAUUGAGUUGUCAAUAGUUGACUAUUUAAGUUCAAUGAAUAUUAAAAUGAAAACAGAUCCAAAAGCUAAAUAAGAUCGUUACUAUUCUAACUUAAGGAAUAAUAAUAAAAGAAGAGCAUAUACUACUCUGGAGAUAGAAAGAGAUUUUUCAGACAAUACACCAGAUUCAACCAUCAAAUCAUCUUAAUUGUCAUUAAAGGUAAAUUCACUACUUGAGAGAAGAAAGACUCAGGUGAGUUUUGCAAGCACCAAUUAAAGUAUUUCCAGUUUAUAAGCCAUUUCAUAUACAAAAUUAGAAAGAAAAGUAUUUAAAAAGUCAAAAUAAUACGAAUGUGAAGAAAUCGAUAGCAUAAUUUCCAAUUAGUCUCCUUAUUGA
Molecule: messenger RNA, 990 nt
Organism: Paramecium tetraurelia
Lineage: Eukaryota; Ciliophora; Oligohymenophorea; Peniculida; Parameciidae
Exons: 2
Source: RefSeq, a predicted model, not a curated record